CGGAGCGACAGGUCUCGGGCCCUCAGGCGGAGCGGCAGGCGCCGGACCCCCAGGCGGAGCGACAGGUCUCGGGCCCUCAGGCGGAGCGGCGGGCGCCGGACCCCCAGGUGGAGCGACAGGUCUCGGGCCCUCAGGCGGAGCGGCGGGCGCCGGAUCAGGUACCGGAUCAUCUGGAUCAACAGUGGGCAUCGAGUCAACUGGCCUAAUAGGAUCAGAGGCAUCAGGCCGAGUACAGGCAUCAGGCCGAGUACAGGCAUCAGGCCGAGUACAGGCAUCAGGCCG
Messenger RNA from Staurois parvus, 282 nucleotides. Lineage: Eukaryota; Metazoa; Chordata; Amphibia; Anura; Ranidae. The record is from the annotation of a GenBank genome assembly.